AUGAGCUCUUCGGAUCAAUCUCCGGUUGCUUUGGAAACGAUAAACCCACCGACGGGAUCUAUCAUCGGUCAGGUUCCGGCAGGUGGUGGUAUGACCAUGAACCUUGCAACGGCAUUGGCGGCAGAUCGUCGGCAACUAAACGUGGGAUCCAGGGAUGGAUUGAAGACGACGAAGCCAUUGAAAUCCAUAGUGAGACUGUUUGAAGGAAUGGACGGCAGCAGGGUUGUUAAGGUAGCGGAGAAUGACGCCGAUGACAACGGCAGCGGCGUGAGAGGGAUUGGUAGCAUGUGCUGCUUGUGCACAGAGAGAAACAAAGGUGCGGCGUUGAUCCCCUGUGGGCACACCUACUGUAGGGUGUGUUCCAGAGCGAUGUGGUCGAAGCAAGGGUCGUGUCCUCUUUGUAACCGUUCGAUUACGGAGAUCCUCGAAAUUUUCUAA
Lactuca saligna is the source of this 438-nucleotide messenger RNA. NCBI's taxonomy places the organism in Eukaryota, Viridiplantae, Streptophyta, Magnoliopsida, Asterales, Asteraceae. The record is from the annotation of a GenBank genome assembly.